GUGCCUGCUCUUCCGCCCAUUAUUACGCCCAAUUCUUUCUCAGUUUUUCCACGUGGACAUGACAGAUAUAGGGAUAUAAUGAUUUUUUGGCAGGAUAUACAAAAACAAAGGAUUUAUGGAUCUCAUUUAAAAUACAUCGUUUCAAUUUGCCCUCUUGUGAAUACUCAGAACUGCACCAUGGAGACAGAACGCAGCUAUGUCCGAUUCAUAGCUCCUGCGCAACAGGAAGUUACUGCAAGAAUUUGGUCACAAAAUGAAAUCGGAAUGUCACGAGAUUUUGCUUUCAUUAGGAUUCCAACUGAAGAUAAAUUAUUGCCACCUCCUGAAGUGGUGGUCAGCACCAAUGGAACAUCUACUGUAUUGUACUGGAAAGCUACUCACUCUCAUAAAGAUAACAAAUUCACGAUCUAUUGGUGUCAUGGUGACUAUAAGAAUCUACAUUUGCUCCAAGGUGUUCAAAAUACUUCGCUUACGAGAAACCACGAUCGACUGAGCUAUUUUAAAUAUGGUGUGUCUGUAGUCCAUAAUGAAACGACGAGUGGAAUCAAAUGGGCAACUUGUGUCAUCCGAAACAAUAAAUUUUCGAGGCCGCCAGAAGUAAGCUUGGUACUACUGAAACAUACUCAUAUUAACAUAGUCUGGAGGAUGCCCCGCUGUAACAUGUACUUACUGUCGGAAUUAAUUGACAAGUUUGUCUUGACUAUUUGCGACGAUCCCAACUGCACAGGUAUGGAAAUGGUCAAGGUGGCAGCGGAUGUAACAUCAUAUAUGUAUACUAUAAAUCAGAAAAACAAUUUUUGUGCUAAAGUUGAAGUGAAAUUCGGAGGAAAUUCCCAAACAAGCGACAUCGAAUGUUUAAGACUGGAAAAUACAUUUCAUUUUUACUUAGCAGCAAUCCCCGUUGUUAUUGUUGUUGUUCUGUGUCUUUUAAUUUUAGCUGCCUUACUUGGAAAAACCAUCAAAAGGUGGAAUUCCAACAUCGAAAUUGAAGUCCCAGAGAUUGGUUGUGAUCAGAAACUCCUGAAUGGCGCUCCCUGCACCUCCGACAGCAAAGACGUGGUGUUAGAUCAGACCCAGGCAGACAGUGUGAAUGUGAUAAAAGAUGUACCAGAGGAUAGAGAAACAGAGCAAACUGUGACUUCAUAUAUAGAGGUGGAAACUGACUACUGUGAUAACUACACCAUUAUAAAGGAUAUUGACUCUCGUACAUAUUGAAAGAACAUCACAGCUGAGAGAGAGAGAGAGAGAGAGAGAGAGAGAGAGAGAGAAUGUAACAAUUUCUGUUCACUUGACUAUGAAAUUAACUUUUAUUUGAAUUGUAUUUCCGUAUGACCUGACAUAAACACUUGUUAAUACACAUACUUGUUUGAUGUCAGUGCUCUCUGAUAAUAUAUUUGAUGCCCGUGCCGAUGUUGAAUUAAUGUCGUAAAAAGGUUAUUCCUGCAUGGAAAACAAUUUUUAGCUAAAAUGACGUUUAUAAAGACAAUUUCAUUAAAUUUAUUUCUCAGUUGGUAUAAA
Molecule: messenger RNA, 1518 nt
Organism: Saccostrea cuccullata (small rock oyster)
Lineage: Eukaryota; Metazoa; Mollusca; Bivalvia; Ostreida; Ostreidae
Exons: 9
Coding region: 79-1215 (378 amino acids)
Source: RefSeq, a predicted model, not a curated record